Cajanus cajan (pigeon pea) is the source of this 1733-nucleotide messenger RNA. RefSeq names its product PIF / Ping-Pong family of plant transposase. Lineage: Eukaryota; Viridiplantae; Streptophyta; Magnoliopsida; Fabales; Fabaceae. The record is from RefSeq and is a predicted model, not a curated record.
GCAAACAGCCCAGUGGAAGAUGUAGCCCGAGUUUACCUCUACCAUUUUGGGCCUGGUAGCUUUUCUUCCCAAAUAAAGGCCCUUCACAGAUGAGUAGGUGGUGUGGUGAGAUGACGUUGAGAGGAGCAGUGUUGUGAUUUUGGGUAUAUAGUGGAAUAAAUAAUUGGAGUAGAGGGGCGGCAGGGCGGGGCAGGGCAGGGCAUAGGUUAAGGUUAUGAAUUAUCAUAUUGGGAAUUAGAAAUCGGAAAAGGAAGAAGGGAUCUUGAUUCUUGAGGCAAUUGGAGGAUGGAUCAAUCGUUCCUGGUGAUGCUAUCGAAUCUCCUCCACCUCCACAACUCCCUGGACCCCACCACCUCCCUCCUCUCCGACGCACUCUCCUCCCCCACCUCCCUCCUCUACUCCUCCUCCAUCGCCCCACUCCUCUUCUUCACAAUAGCAUCAGUACUAUCCUACGUCGCAUCCACGCGCCCCUCAAACUCUGACUCUAACCCAAACCCCUCCUCCUCCUCCUCCGACUACUCCGUCUCGGCCUUCCGCGCCCUCUCCACCGAACACAUAUGGUCCCUCGAAGCACCCCUGCGCGACGCCCACUGGCGCUCCCUCUACGGCCUCUCCUACCCGGUCUUCACAACGGUCGUCGACAAGCUCAAGCCCCACAUCGCCCUCUCCAACCUCUCCCUCCCCUCCGACUACGCCGUCGCCAUGGUCCUCUCGCGCCUCGCCCACGGCCUCUCUGCCAAAACCCUAGCCUCCCGCUAUUCCCUCGAACCCUACCUCGUCUCCAAAAUCACCAACAUGGUCACGCGCCUCCUCGCCACCAAGCUCUACCCGGAGUUCAUUAAGAUCCCCGUGGGGCGGCGCCGCCUCCUGGAAACCACCCAGGCCUUCGAGGAACUCACCUCCCUCCCCAACAUGUGCGGCGCCAUCGACACCCCCCCCGUCCACCUCCGCUCCAGCCCUAACCCCAACACCUACCGCUGCCGCUACGGCUUCCCCUCCCUCCUCCUCCAGGUCGUCUCCGACCACCAGAAGAUCUUCUGGGACGUCUGCGUCAAGGCCCCCGGCGCCACCGACGACGCCACCCACUUCCGCGACAGCCUCCUCUACCACCGCCUCACCUCCGGCGACGUGGUCUGGGACAAGCUCAUGACCGUCCGCGGGCACCACGUCCGGCCUUACGUGGUGGGAGACUGGUGCUUCCCCCUCCUUCCGCUCCUGCUGACCCCGUUCUCCCCGAGCGGCAUGGGCACCCCUGCCCAGAACCUCUUCGACGGCAUGCUGAUGAAGGGAAGGUCGGUGGUGGUGGAAGCCAUUGCUCUUCUUAAGGGCCGGUGGAAGAUUCUUCAGGAUUUGAACACCGGGGUUCAUCACGCGCCUCAGACCAUCGUCGCUUGUUGCGUCCUGCACAACCUCUGUCAGAUUGCCAGGGAACCCGAACCCGACCUCUGGAAGGAGCCUGAUGAGACUGGGCCUCCUCCCAGGCUCAUGGACAGUGAGAAGGCCUUUUAUUACUUUGGGGAAACACUCAGGCAAGCCCUCGCCGAUGAUUUGCACCACAAGCUUUCCUCCAGAUAGUUCUUUUUUCUUAUUUAACAACCCCCCUCACUCUCUGUCUUAUCUUAUUAUCCCUCCUAUGUUUCACUACUUUUCAAUAAUUUCUCCACUACUAACAUUGUUUUGUAUUCAUAUGAUGAAUGUUUAACUCUAAUGCCAUGCCUUCCUGUGUCAAAUUA